Messenger RNA from Penaeus indicus, 1489 nucleotides. Its product is annotated as bumetanide-sensitive sodium-(potassium)-chloride cotransporter-like. The record is from RefSeq and is a predicted model, not a curated record. The annotation marks the transcript as partial. The transcript is spliced from 11 exons. Gene Ontology annotation, molecular function: sodium:potassium:chloride symporter activity. Gene Ontology annotation, cellular component: membrane. NCBI's taxonomy places the organism in Eukaryota, Metazoa, Arthropoda, Malacostraca, Decapoda, Penaeidae. Gene Ontology annotation, biological process: cell volume homeostasis; chloride ion homeostasis; sodium ion transmembrane transport.
GUCGGCAGCAUGAGUAACGAUCAGACAGAUACAAUUGAGUUAGAGUCCGGUUCACGGAUUCAAGUGGCUUCGGCCAUGGAUAGUGGCGAUGAGGGCCACUUAUCCCCCACCACGCAUUCCCAUUCCAACAGCGUGUAUGAGACAAGGUACCAAAAGUCUCUUCGCCAUUACCUUACGCGCGAAGCCCUACCUAAGGAGUCCCAUUACAGGAACCUCAACUCGAUCGUCGAUGGUGGAAACGUCCGUCCUACACUAGACGACCUGCACAACAACACCUUCAGAGAGCAACAGCAAAGUACUGGUGCCGACCCAGAAGCACAAGCAGCCAACCUCCGUGGCAAAGUUAUCAAGUUUGGAUGGAUCGAAGGAGUACUGAUGAGAUGUCUCCUCAACAUUUGGGGUGUGAUGCUGUUCUUGAGAGUCAGCUGGAUGGUUGGCCAGGCUGGACUUGUGUAUUCCAUCUUAAUUGUUGUUAUGGCAAAUGUUGUCACAUUGGUUACUACUCUCUCCAUGUCAGCAGUUGCUACAAAUGGUCGCAUAAAAGGAGGUGGUGUUUACUACAUGAUCUCUCGCUCACUUGGCCCAGAGUUUGGAGGAUCCAUUGGACUUAUGUUCACCCUGGCUAAUUCCAUUGCUGCGGCUACUUAUAUUAUUGGUUUCUGUGAUUCCUUGAAGGAUUUACUGAAGUACUACUUCGACAACGCUCAAGUUCUGGAUGGAGGUCUCAAUGACACUCGUAUUGUGGGCACCAUCACACUUGUAGCAGUAUUGGCAUUGGCUAUUGUCGGCAUGGACUGGGUGACUAGAGUACAAAUGGCCCUACUGUUCCUGCUCAUUGGAUCUCAGAUUGAUUUUGUUAUUGGCUUCUUCAUGGGCCCACUGGAUGAUUUGGAACGUGCCCAGGGAUUUGUUGGCAUGUCAUCCGGAGUAUUUACUCAGAAUGUUGGUGCAGACUUUAGGACUUUUGAUGGAGAGCAAUAUGGAUUUUUCGGAGUUUUUGGUGUCUUCUUCCCAGCUGUAACAGGCAUUGUCGCUGGAGCUAACCUUUCUGGUGAUCUGAAGGAUCCAGGCUCUGCAAUUCCUAAGGGAACUCUCCUUGCCAUUGGAAUUACAUUCGUAACUUAUAUUGUGUAUCCAUUUAUGCUUGCUGGAUCAGUGACCCGUGAUGCUUCAGGCAAUGAGACCAUAUUUCAAAACUACUUCAACACCACGGGACUCUUAGAGAACCCAGUGUUCACAAAUGAAUCCUGCUCUAAAACGGGAACGGGUGAAGUUUGUGAAUAUGGCUUAGAAAACAGCUUCCAGGUCAUGGAGUUGGUGUCUGCCUGGGGUCCCCUUAUCUAUGCUGGUUGUUUUGCUGCCACCCUCUCCUCCGCCAUCGCUUCCUUGGUAGGCGCACCACGUGUUCUGCAGGCUUUGGCUAAGGAUAAGCUUUACCCUGGCAUCUACAGCUUCUCCAGGGGCUACGGAGCCAAUAACGACCCAGUCC